Messenger RNA from Colius striatus (speckled mousebird), 1803 nucleotides. RefSeq names its product otopetrin 3 (gene OTOP3). Gene Ontology annotation, biological process: proton transmembrane transport. The transcript is spliced from 6 exons. The coding region runs from base 1 to 1803 and encodes 600 amino acids. The record is from RefSeq and is a predicted model, not a curated record. Gene Ontology annotation, cellular component: membrane. Lineage: Eukaryota; Metazoa; Chordata; Aves; Coliiformes; Coliidae. Gene Ontology annotation, molecular function: proton channel activity.
AUGUUGGGCAACAAAGUCCCGAGGCAAAAGCCCUGCCCUCACUGCAAGAGCACAUCAGCCCUACCAGAAACCUCCACCAUCCACUACGAGAAGUUCUGGCUGUACCGUCACUGCUCCUCAGUGCAGCAGAGGGACAGGCAAGCUCAGAAAGCCGGGCAGCUCUUCUCAGGGCUGCUGGCCAUGAACGUGGUGUUUCUGGGCAGUGCCUUCAUCAGCAGUAUGAUUUUCAACCAAGUGGCCAUCACACUGUCAGAUGUGUGGAUCCUGCUCUCCAUCCUCAAGGUCUUGUCCCUGUGCUGGAUCAUCUACUACCUGCUGGGGACCAGCCGGCAGCCGCACGCCGUGCUGUACCGCGACUCCCACGCAGGGACCAUCUGGAUUAGGGGGUCAGUGCUGCUGUUUGGCAGUUUCAGCAUCCUCCUGAACGUGUUUCAGAUCGGCUACAGCACGAUUCUCAUCCAGUGCAAAUCCAAGCUGGAUAUUGUGUUCCCCAGCAUUGAAAUCAUUUUCAUUUUCAUCCAGGCUUUCUUUCUGUGGCAUCACUCUAAGGAUUGCAUUCAAGUCCAGCACAACUUCACCAGGUGUGGGCUGAUGCUGACCAUUGCCACUAACCUCCUCCUCUGGAUCCUGGCCGUGACCAAUGACACCAUUCACCUGGAGAUCGAUUCCCAGCUGCGUGAGGUGGAGCAGCGAUUUGGAGACAACGAGACUACCUUAUGCACAUGCCCAAACACAACCAUCUGCAAAGUCUUCCAAAAGGGCUACAUCCUGCUGUACCCCUUCAGCUCCGAGUACUGCCUCGUCUGCUGCUCCGUGCUCUACGUCAUGUGGAAGAACGUGGGGAGACGCAUCAGCCACCACCACGUCCCUCACAUCAAGCCCAAGUUCAAGCUGCAGGGAGUGGUCUUUGGGCCACUGCUGGGUGCUGCUGCCGUGGUCAUCGGCAUCUGUGUCUUCAUGAUGUACCAGAUCCAGGCCACGGGCUCAGCCCCCAGCCACCAGGUCUUUGUGAUGUACUAUUCCUACUACGUCGUGCUCCUGCCCCUGAUGAGUGUGAGUGCAGUGGCUGGGACAAUCAUCCACGCCUUGGAGAAAAGGGAGCUGGACACAGUGAAGAACCCGACCCGCAGCCUGGAUGUGAUCCUGUUGAUGGGGGCAGCCCUGGGCCAAAUUGGCAUGUCUUACUUCUCCAUCGUUGCCCUUGUGGCCACUGACCCCACGAAGCUGUUGAACAGCCUCAUCUUGUCCUAUUCUGUCCUCCUCAUCUUUCAGAGCAUCACCCAAAAUGUCUUCAUCAUCGACGGGCUUCACCGGCAGCCCCUCGUAGCAGCGGCUGAGGCCACGCACGCGGGACACGCCGGGCAGCACGUGGUGGCUUCAGAGCUCCCUGGAGAAGAGGAAACCAGCACAAGAAGCAAACAGGAGCACACACAGAUGUCUGCCAGCAAGGAAGAAGAAACCAAAGAAGAGCAGAAUCGUGAAGGCCACAGCCAGAGGCGAGUGAGCAUGCUGGAGCUGGGCCAGGAGAUCCGCAAAGCUUCUCUGUCCUACAUCCACAGCUACUCUCACCUGAACUGGAAGAGAAGAGCAUUAAGGGAGAUCUCCUUCUUCCUGGUUUUGUGCAACAUCAUACUGUGGGUCAUGCCCACCUUUGGGGCUCACCCCGUCUUCGAGAACGGACUGGAAAAGUCAUUCUAUGGCUACUCCACCUGGUUUGCCAUCGUGAACUUUGGGCUCCCUCUGGGUGUGUUCUACAGGAUGCACUCUGUUGGGGGGCUCCUGGAGGUCUACGUCACAGCCUGA